Hippocampus zosterae (dwarf seahorse) is the source of this 4969-nucleotide messenger RNA. RefSeq names its product DENN domain-containing protein 4B-like. Gene Ontology annotation, molecular function: protein binding. Gene Ontology annotation, cellular component: cytoplasmic vesicle. Bases 203 to 4606 code for a protein of 1467 amino acids. Gene Ontology annotation, biological process: regulation of Rab protein signal transduction. The transcript has 29 exons. NCBI's taxonomy places the organism in Eukaryota, Metazoa, Chordata, Actinopteri, Syngnathiformes, Syngnathidae. The record is from RefSeq and is a predicted model, not a curated record.
UUGUUUCCCCUUCUCUUUUAUUUUGAAAAACGUGAGUGGAAGUGGCGGCGCGGCACGGGUGUCUUGACACGUGUUGCCGAGCUGCCGGGGCCCAGAUCAAACAUGGACGUCACAUGGGAGCCAAUGAGAGCAACAUGAGAGUCGCCGUCUUCUGCCGCCGGACGAAGCAUCAAGCACGAGCAGAGUCGGGCACAUCGGCGGCAUGACGGAAGACAAAUGCCCGCAGCUGGUGGACUACUUCGUGGUGGCGGGUCUGGACCCUGCGGGACCCUGGCGACCUCUUGAUGACGACGCCAGAACGGCCGCUUCCACGCCGCCGCCGUGCCGGGCGGCAGAUCCUGUGACGGACCUGGUGGUGAUCGCCCGCGGCCUGGGCGAGGAAGUCCCCCAGGGCUUCACCUGCAUCGACAAGUCGCUGGGCGGCCACUCGGCCGAGCUGAGCGCCGGCCUCAUCAACAACCCGCGCUUGUACCUCUGCUACCGGAGGGGUCGCGACAAGCCCCCUGUUGUUGACCUCGGGGUCUUAUACGAGGGCAAGGAGCAGCCAAAGACGGGCUGGUACGUGAUCGAGACCACACCCUACAGCCGCUCGGCCAACCUGAGUUCCGGCGCCGGCCCGGCGGCGCAGCGUGUCUUCCUGACGUACCGGCGCGCCGCGGACGCGCAAGGCCUGCACUCCUUAGGCGUGACUGACAUCGGCGUGCUGCUGCCUGGGAAGGGUGAAGCAGCGCCGCACACCUUCAGCCGUGUGGACAAGAACCUCAACACGGGCAUGUGGGGUCACGCCCUGUACGUGUGCUUCAAGCGAGCGGCGGCCAAAGCCAGCGCGCUGGUCUACGAGGCGGGUCUGCUGAGCCGCUACCCCGCCGACGACCAGGAUGCCUUCCCGCUCCCCGAGUCGGUGCCCGUCUUCUGCCUGCCCAUGGGCGUGGCUCUGGAGAGUUGGCCCGCCGACGCCAAAUACCGGCUGCCUGUCUUCUCCACCUUCGUGCUCACCUCUGCCAGCGGGGACAAGGUGUACGGCGCAGCCAUCCAGUUCUACGAAGCCUUCCCCAGGGAGGUCCUGUCGGAGCGCCAGAGCAUGCGCCUGGGCCUGCUCAGCGUGCUGGACCGCCGUCCCGUCCCGGAGCGCACCCUGCAGGCCAAGAAGAGCAUCUGCGUACUUUCGCACUGGCCCUUCUUUGACAUCUUCCAGAAAUUUCUCACCUUCGUCUAUCGAUACUCCGUCUCCGGACCCCACGUGCUGCCCCUCGAGAAGCACAUCUCCAGCUUCAUGCACAACGUCCCCUUUCCGUCACCCCAGCGACCUCGCAUCUUGGUUCAGCUUUCGCCAUAUGACAACCUUCUCCUCUGCCAGCCCGUGUCCUCGCCGCUCCCCCUCAGCGGCGCGAGCUUCCUCAAGCUCCUGCAGAACUUGGGCCCGGGCAACGCCUGCACGCUGCUGCUGGCCGUGUUGACGGAGCACAAGGUCCUGCUCCACUCGCUGCGUCCCGAUGUCCUGACGGCCGUCGCCGAGGCGCUUGUCUCCAUGACCUUCCCGCUGCGCUGGCUGUGCCCGUACAUCCCGCUGUGCCCGCUGCAGAUGGCCGAAGUGCUGCUGGCGCCGGUGCCCUUCAUCGUGGGCGUGCACUCCAGCUACUUUGACCUCUACGACCCCCCCGCCGACGUCGUCUGCAUCGACGUGGACACCAACACCCUUUUCCAGUCUGAUGACAAGAAGCCGUUGUCAUGGCGAUCGUUACCCAGGAAACCCGGGAAGACUCUUUACAGCACCCUGGGCAACCUGCACAAGACUCUGGAGCAGAUUUGCUCUCCGGGCCAGGAGGAAGCCACGUUGGAGUUUCUGCUGACCGACUUCGACCAGAUGUACCGUCGGCAGAAGCAGCUGGAGGCCGACAUUCAGGAAGCCUUCCUGCGCUUCAUGAGCGUCCUGCUGCGAGGCUACCGCACCUUCCUGCUGCCCAUCACGCAGGCUCCAUCCGACACCGCCACCGACUGCAGUUCCCUCUUCAACCUGCAGGGCUUCCUGAAGUCUCGCGAUCGCACUCAGCAGAAGUUCUACUCUCAGUUCACGCGCACGCAGAUGUUCACGCAGUUCAUUGAGGAGUGCUCCUUCGUCAGCGACCGCCACGCCUGCCUCGAGUUCUUCGACGAGUGCGUGCAAAAGGUGGACGUGGAAAAGCCGGAGGACGUCCGUCUGGUGGGCGUGGACGAGAGCCACUGCGGCGAGCGCACUGUUUUCAUCAUGCCGCCCGAGCAGCCCACGGAAGACGAUGGCUCCGAGUGCCCCGCCCACUACAGCUACGACACUUUCCCCGCCUUGAGGCCCGAGCUCUUUGACCAGCCGCUCGACCAACUGCGUGUCCCCGCCAAGGGCAGCGCUCCCAGUAGCCCCGCCCCCCGACGCACCAAACAGGAGCUGAAGGUGGCGCAGCGGCGCGCGCAGACGUGCUGCGGCUCGGCCGACAUGUGGUGCAAGUGUCUGCUGGGUCACAUGUACGGCCUGUGGUUCAUCUACCUGCCCACCUACGUGCGUGCGCAGAGCGCCAAGGUGCCCGCCCUCCAUGCCGCUUACGAUGUCCUCAAGCACAUGGAGAGCAGGAAGGUCCUGCUGCCCGAUGAGGUGUGUUACAGGAUCCUGAUGCAGUUGUGCGGUCAGUACGGUCAGCCCGUGCUUGCCGUGCGUGUCCUCCUUGAGAUGAAGAAGGCGGGCAUCACGCCCAACACAAUCACAUACGGAUACUACAACAAGGCGGUCCUGGAGAGCAAAUGGCCGUCAACCAAUCAGGGCGGGCGCUUGCUUUGGGCCAAGCUGAGGAACGUGGUGCUGGCCGUCGCCCUCUUCAGGCAGCCCAUCAAAAUGCGCCCCAACGGCCAAGCCGUCAUGGAGGAGCACAGUCCCCGGCCCCGCCCCAGCUUGCCUCUGAUUCGUCAGGCCAGCUGGAGCGGCCUGAGCGAAAGCUCCAGUCACGAAUCUUUGACGGGAUCCUUUGCCAAGAGCAGCAGCCUCAGCAGCAUCAAGACGCCCGCACAGUUGGCGAAUACACGUAACAGGAAGUCGGGCUUCCGUGAUGAACUGUCCAGCAAGCCUCCUCUGGCGCCCUCUGGUGGCGUUCUGGUGCGUCGCAGUGACAUCUGCUUGUCCAGCUUCUACGCAGAUGCCGCAGAGAAUGACGAGUGCGGGGGCGACUGGGAGGCGGGUGCGAGGUCAGGAAGAGUGGCGAGCGCCUGCGAGGUGGCGUCGGUGGACGAGAACGACAACAAAGUUGCCGUCCCGCCCAGCCGAGGCCUGGCGGGACGGCUGCAGCAGCUCCUGACGCCCACACGACACAGGUCGGCGGUCCGACGCGCCGCCAGCGUGGACGAGCGGCGGCCGGGCGCCAGAGGGCGAGGACCCGCCGCAACUUCGAGCCGCCGGCUGUCCGAGCAGCGUAGGUCCAGGAAGUCGCAGGUGGCGGAAACGUUGCUGAAGGCCAAAGAACGCCUCGCCAACGCCACUUCGGAGCGCAGUGACGAGAUCGCUGAAUUUGUUUUUGGCCAGAGCUCUCUGUCGCUGGGCAGCGACGCCGACCCGGUGGACACGCCGCGACCUCUCCGCCACUCCUGGGAUGCUAAUCAAGACGCGGCGGGGAUCGAGGUUUUGAUGUCGAGCUGCUCACGGUGCCGCGCUUGCGGUUGCCUGGUGUACGACGAGGAGAUCAUGGCGGGGUGGACGCCUGACGACUCCAACCUCAACUCCCGCUGCCCCUUUUGUGCCGCCUCCUUCGUCCCCUUCCUCAAUGCCCACAUCUGUGACCUGCGACCCCCCGGCGGUGACGGCGAGGGUGAAACUGGCAUCCAGCCUCCCGGCGGUCAGCCGGCGGGGACGGCGUCUAACGGCUUGGGCGACGACCUCACCCCCGAGAGCGACGCAACCGUGGUGGCGGUGGCGUACGUGAGUCCGCUGGUGCUCCGGAAGGAGCUGGAAAGCCUCCUGGACCACGAGGGCGAGGCGGUACUGGGCCAGCAGCAGUUCCUGGAGAGCCACUGCAUCAUCUUCUGGAACCUUCUGUGGUUCUUCCAGCGCCUCGGUUUGCCGAGCCACCUGCUGCGGCUCGUGCGACUCCUCGUCAAGCCCACGCAGUCGGAAGGUGCGUGUCUUCGUGUAAGGCUCCUUUGGGACACCCUGACCCCCGACCCUGACUCGUGGCCACCCCUCUACGUACUGUGGCGUCUUCACAGCGGCGUUCCCGUGCGCGGCUCCCGCUGGCGUCGCCACAACCACCCUUUCACGCUGGCCUUCCUGGAGGAGGUACUGCGCUGCGUGGGCAUGAACGAGGUCCACAAGGCCGUCACGCUCUUCCUCAACACCGUCGACGAGGCGCGACGCCACGCCCGCACCGCCUCUCCGCCGCUCCGCAGGAGCGUGUACCGAGAGUUGCUGUUCCUGACACUGGCGGCAAUGGGCAAGGAUCACGCGGGUGCUUUCGACAAGAAGUACAAGUCGGCGUACGCGCGCCUCAGUGGCGUCAUGGGCAAAGAAGAACUGCGCGAGAAGCGAGCGCAGCCUCCCAGCGCCAAAGCCCUGGACUGCAGACGCAGCUUCCAGCCGCCGCUCCAGUGCUGAUCGGUCGCCGCUUCUGAUGCCAGUUGAUCAGUGACAACCCACUUCCUCCUCUUCGCCGGCUCUCCGAAGCGGCGCGGCCUACCCUGCCGCGCGCCCAGGCACCCGUACGUCGUAGGCCGCCGCCACUCAACUCAACCGCAACCGCUCGAUUUCCCGUGUUGUGAGCGAGCAAAGAUGGAGACGCGUCCCCUUUGUGUUUUCCCGGCACGGUCGUAAAAGAGUUUUUGCGGCAGCCCGUGAUGUCACGGUGAUAUCAUUGUGAUUUCAUCAGCCGGUGUUUGCAGGGAAAGUUAGUUGACGAAUCACUUUGUGAUCAUGCGACCUGAGCCACGUGUCCACCUGUGAUGUCAUUUUGCCCCCCGC